UUCUUUUUCUUUAAGUCUCAGAAUUCUUGGUUGUCGGGAGCAUUUAAUUUAACUUAAUGGGUCUAUUGUCAAAUCAUAGAGGCUCAAGAACAGAGACAAACCAGGAAACUUUACCGGUUUCCACAGCUGGUUUAUCGGUGCCGCCCAAGAAGAGAUGGUCCAAUCUAAUGCCGCUGUUCGUGGCCCUUGUGGUCAUAGCAGAGAUCGCCUUCUUGGGUAAGUUGGAUGUGGCGAAGAACACAGUUAUGGUCGAUACGUGGGCGGACUUAAUUUACUGGUCUCCUGAAGUCGUACCAAAAGAUGAUUUGGGAAUAGCUCAUGAAGUCGUACCAAAAGAUGAUCUGGGGGUAGAUAUGCUGGGUAGGGGUCGGAGUUCAGAAUCUGAGAGCUGUGAGGAGUGGUUAGAGAGGGAGGAUGCUGUGACGUAUUCAAGGAACUUCACAAAGGAACCUAUUUUGGUUAAUGGAGCUGAGCAGGAGUGGAAAUCUUGUGCCGUUGGAUGCAACUUUGGUUAUAAUUCAGGUAUCAAACCUGAUGCAGCAUUUGGCAUACCUCAGCAAGGUGGAACGGCUAGUGUUCUGCGAUCUAUGGAAUCUUCGCAAUACUAUGCAGAGAACAAUAUGGCAAUGGCAAGACGGAGGGGAUAUCACAUUGUAAUGACAACCAGUCUAUCAUCUGAUGUUCCUGUUGGAUAUUUCUCUUGGGCUGAGUAUGACAUUAUGGGACCUGUACAACCGAAAACUGAAAGUGCCCUUGCAGCUGCUUUCAUUUCCAAUUGUGGUGCUCGAAAUUUCCGGUUGCAAGCUCUUGAGGGUCUUGAAAAAGCAAACAUCAAGAUUGAUUCUUAUGGUGGUUGCCAUAGAAACCGUGAUGGAAGAGUGGACAAAGUGGAAACCCUGAAGCACUACAAAUUUAGCUUGGCAUUUGAGAAUUCAAAUGAGGAGGAUUAUGUAACUGAAAAAUUCUUCCAAUCUCUUGUUGCUG
This is a messenger RNA of Neltuma alba, 984 nucleotides long. Its product is annotated as putative fucosyltransferase-like protein. Gene Ontology annotation, molecular function: fucosyltransferase activity. NCBI's taxonomy places the organism in Eukaryota, Viridiplantae, Streptophyta, Magnoliopsida, Fabales, Fabaceae. The annotation marks the transcript as partial. The record is from RefSeq and is a predicted model, not a curated record. Gene Ontology annotation, cellular component: membrane. The transcript has 4 exons.